Messenger RNA from Perkinsus marinus ATCC 50983, 288 nucleotides. RefSeq lists its product as hypothetical. The transcript has a single exon. The record is from RefSeq and is a predicted model, not a curated record. NCBI's taxonomy places the organism in Eukaryota, Perkinsozoa, Perkinsida, Perkinsidae. Bases 1 to 288 code for a protein of 95 amino acids.
AUGUCUUCCAUGAUCUUCGCUCCUGAGAGCAGGAUUCGAAUGUCCACCCAAGUGGAUGCUGACCUAACUGUGCUUGCUACAGGAAGUGAUCUCCUUUCUCUGGCCGCCUCGCAUGCAUUCGCCGGCGAUGGUGGAGCUUUCUCUUUGGUCGAUUCCUUACAAACUGCUUCAGUCAAUCCAUCGUUUCGAAUACUCUUCUCGAGUACUGCUGAUGGUAAAAAAGAAGACAACAAGGUUGUCCUGACCACCAUCUCUGGCGUAGCCGACGGACAGGCUGCGCAACACUAG